UUUGCACCGGGAUCUAAAUGCUUUUCACCGGCAAAACACGCAGGCACGCAUACACGCUCCCUUCCUUUCUUUUUUGUUAUCCCGGAGGAAUAAACGCCAAGGACUCUCACUUCACCCACUCUGCCCUCCUUCUGGAUGUCGUUUUAAACAAGACGGAGGUGUGCACUGAGUGUCCAAGACAAGCCGGGAGUCCUCCUAGACAGCAGGAGGCAAACAUGCAGGAGCCAAUCUUGGAUGGCAAGACGGCAAAACAGGAGCAGAAUUCCAAGCUCCUGGAUGAACAGAAAGAGAACGAUGACACAUUGGAGAAAAUAUCCCCAAACGAGAACCUCAAGUCGCCACAGAAAGGCUCCAGAAGGCAAAAAACAACAUCGUUUAAAGUAGCACUGCUGGAUAUGUCAGAUUACAAAGGAGAAAUCGAGAAACACUCGAAAGGACAGGCGCUGGUAGACAUGAUGUGUGAGCACCUCAACUUGCUGGAGAAGGACUAUUUUGGCCUAACCUUUGCAGACACAGACACCCAAAAGAACUGGUUGGACCCCUCGAAGGAGAUCAAGAAACAGAUGCGCAACAGUCCGUGGCACUUUGCCUUUGCUGUCAAGUUCUACCCUCCAGACCCCUCCCAACUCACUGAGGAUAUUACCAGAUACUACCUGUGUCUGCAGCUGAGGGAUGACAUGCUGUCGGGUCGGCUGCCUUGCUCGUUUGUCACCCACGCCCUCCUGGGUUCCUAUAUGGUCCAAGCUGAGCUGGGCGACUACGAUCAUGACGAGCACGCCUUGGACUAUGUCGGCGACUUCCGUUUCGCUCCCAAUCAGACUCGUGAGCUGGAAGAAAGAGUGAUGGAGCUCCAUCGAAACUACAAGGGUAUGACUCCAGCGGAGGCUGAAAUUAACUUUUUGGAGAAUGCUAAGAAAUUGUCCAUGUAUGGCGUGGAUCUGCACCAUGCUAAGGAUUCCGAAGGGAUCGACAUAAUGUUGGGUGUCUGCGCCAACGGCCUGCUGGUGUACCGGGACAGGCUGAGGAUCAACCGCUUUGCUUGGCCAAAGAUCCUUAAGAUCUCCUAUAAGAGGAGCAACUUUUAUAUCAAGAUAAGACCUGGAGAGUAUGAGCAGUUUGAAAGCACGAUUGGUUUCAAGCUGCCAAACCACAGAGCUGCCAAACGGCUGUGGAAAGUCUGCAUUGAGCAUCACACCUUCUUCCGGUUGGUUUCUCCCGAGCCUCCUCCCAAGGGCUUCUUGGUGAUGGGCUCAAAGUUUCGAUACAGCGGAAGAACGCAAGCUCAGACCAGACAGGCCAGCGCGCUCAUCGACCGACCCGCUCCUCACUUUGAGCGUUCCACGAGCAAGAGGCACUUGCUCUCCAGAAGUUUAGACGGCGAGUUCUCCCGUCCGAUGUCAGCAAUGUGCGAGAAUCACGAUGGCCUCCUCCAUCAUAGCAUCAGCGAGCAGCGUCACCUUCGCAGUCCCUCCGUGGAUGAGCAGGAAACCGAAUUGGAGCCCAGUUGGGAACAAGACGAGGACGAUCUGGAGCAAGAGGAGGGCCAGGAGACGGAAAGAGACGACGACCAGGAUGGAAAUGUCUCGCCGAGCAAGAAGAAAGAAAUUGUGGAGCAGACUGGUUCAGCAGUUGACGGUAAACAGGAGUUUCUGGAUAAGUCGCACGAUGUGUUGCUGAAGCACCAGGCCAGCAUCAACGAGCUGAAACGAGCCCUGAAGGAACCCAACAGCAAACUAAUGAGCCGUGAGAAGCGUCUGUCGUCAUCAUCAUCGCCACCCGGCACACCAGAGAAAAAGGCCUCGGGGGGCCGUGUGGCAGGAAAAGAGCCCAUUAACAGCCAAUCUGUUGAGGGAUUCAUCCAGAAGAGUAUCACCACUUCACCUGAGGGCUCUGAGGAUUGGGUAUUGAUUGAACACCAAGAAAGUUAUCUUCAAGACCAUGACUGGAAAGUCAAAGAAACUAACAACUCUCCCACAUCUGAUUCCUCUUGGGACACAAGCAAGCAGGAAAAAGAGAUAAACGUUGCCAGGAUGAUGCAUAUCGACGUAACAGAGUCGGACAGAAAAGAAAUGAAAAGCCAUAUUGAGGAAUUUCCUUCAACGCAAUCAUCCAGAGAGGCAGCUGGAUGCUUUGAGCAGCGACCCAUUAACAAAGGUCGUUUUCACGUUCAAUUAUCGGCAAAUGCAGACUCGUGUCGAGACAAAUCCCUAAGUAAACAAUCUGACGCCUCAAGCGCUGACGCAAGGGACGGUUUGGCCCCGGGCUUCCGUCAGACGAAGGAACACGUGCAGAGAAAAAAUAAGCGACCCCAGAGCUUAAACCUGGCAAUGCCUCCGGAGCUCGUCCACGAGGAAGGAGCUAGUGAUUCUUCUGAAACUGAAAAUGAGGGCUUAGACUUGGGUACCGAUGAGGACAAAAAGUCUGAAAACGGAAGCCAUUGUGACAAAGAAGAACCGGAGGUCAUACCAGAGGAGAAAGAAAGCAAAGACGCUCCCACACAAGAUGCAGAACCAGUUAAAGGAAGCUCGAACCAGGAUGGACCGUCAGAAAUAAAUGGACCCGGAAAGAUAGACCAGGAAAGUUCUUUAGCAAGUGGAAAAGGAGAGUGCCCAAUGAAAAUAAGAGGAAAGGGCUUUAUUGACAAUAAAGAGCUAGCAGAGGUCAAACUGCGACAGGUCAGGACACACGAGAGGAAGAUAAGCAAUUCUGGAGGAGAGGAGAUUGAAAGUCUCAUGGGAGACAGACGUCAGAGGACGUCACUGCACCGAUUGUCAGGCAGCCAUCAGUCCGAAAUCACCCGCAUCGUUCCUCUCAAACCCGAGCGAUCAAAGAGCAUCGCAUGUAAGGACGACAGGGCGGAACAGGACGAGCAAACGCGUGUCCUGAGAAGAGAAUACCGCUGGUCGGUCGGCUCGCCGGAGGGAUCCUCCGAUCUCAAUUGGACGGAUGUCUCCAGCCUCCAUCCAGCUUUUGAAGCCAAUUUGGAGAAAAUCACCAAACAAGAGCAUCCCGGUGACAAUUAUCACCCGUGUCGAAGUUCCUCCGAAAGUCAAACGUUUGCGUCAAAGAACACACCUCUCCCCAAGAUGAUUCCUCCAGCCCCACCAGUAAAAAGCAAGAAGGCGCGGGAAUCGGGACUAAUACUGCGCAACAGCAGGAAUGUCGUCAGAGAGACGAGCCAGGAAGCAGUCAAGAAGAGACACUCGGAGCCCGUCUCUGCUCCUUUUGUUUACGACGAUCCAUUUAUUGACGCCAAGAAGGAGCUCAGUGACAAGAGGCCGCAGACCAUUGUAGUCCUGGAGGAGGAGCAGGAGCAGGACACUGUGGCCUGCAUGAGGGAGGUCCAUCUAGGCAUUGAGCGCAAGUGCUCCAGUAUGACGGUCAGCUCCACAUCCAGCCUCGAGGCUGAGGUCGACUUCACUGUCAUAACGGACCUCCACUCCUGCAUGGAGGACAGCGCUAAAGGCCUGUCCUCUUGGGGAGAGAAGGAGAGACAGCCCGAGGUGGGACGGGAGGACUUUGAGGAAACAUCACGGUUCUACUCAGCGCGUCUAAUGGGCCAAAUGGAUAAAUCUCCCAUAGAGGAGAAACUUCCUGAGGAGACAGUGUAUCAUGAGCCCCCUGUGGCAAGAAGAGAGCCCGGUGCUGUGACGAUGGCCCAGAAGCUAAAGAGGGCCUCCAAGACAGAGUCUCAUGCAAACGGAUCAGAAGUUCAAGGGACUAUCACAACUGUCUCAUCAGAGAGACUCUCCUUUACCCAAGAACCUUCUGUUAGCCUUAAAGAAAAUGGAUCACCGGAAAAAGCCAGCACUAAAGCUAAUGAGUCCAUUCUAUCGCCACUGAGCAUCACUGCGGAAAGUGUCACCACUGCAACCACGACACAAGUUACCAAGACGGUCAAAGGAGGCUACUCAGAGACCAGAAUUGAGAAAAGGAUUAUCAUCACAGGAGAUGACGACGUUGAUCAACAUCAGGCCCUCGCCAUGGCAAUACAAGAGGCCAAGCAGCAGCACCCCGACAUGCUCGUGACAAAAGCCGUCGUUAUAAGGGAAACGGAGUCUCCCACUGAGGAGCUACAGCAGAAGUUACAGUCUUGAUUGGUCAUAAUGGGCCCCCGAGGCGGUGGACAAGGGCGGUCUCGCCCGCCCCUGGUGCAGCAUGCUGUGAAGCAACCUGUUAAGAGGACCAUCUAGUCCUCCCUUGAGAACAGACUGUGAAGCAGUAGACCACCUCCCCGACCAUCAAACCCGCCCUCUGACCUCAUCCGGACCACCGUUCCCGUCACAGGCGCCCCAGCCCUAAUAAGUCCGGAAGGAUCACCCGCUCGACAGUGAUUUGCUUUGGCCCCAAUAAUUUGGGGGGACAGUUUUCUUGUUUAGUCGAUUGUAUUUAUGUUUGGCUGCACAAUCUCCUGCCGUAUUUCCAUUUCUUUUCAAAUCAUUUCCUUCCGCACCGCAGACCCUGUAUCACUGUCAUAGAGUACGCUCAGCAAAUGUAGACGCAUCAAAUAUUCUGGGCAAUAGAAGGGGCACAGUCCCGGUGGUGCAGGAUCCAUCAUGUGAGUUCUCGGCUGUCUUACAAUAUUUUUACAUUUGUAUCUGUAGAGAAUCAAUCUUAUGCCCUGUGUUGCUAGGUAAAUAAAUAUGUACAGUACAAAAUCAGAUCAUAAUAACCUGCAUGCAUGAUUCCAAUGCAUAAACAACAGAGGGAAUUACAAAAAAAAAAACAAGAUACGUACAAAUGUCCUUGUCUUAUACCAAAAUAAUUUGUUGCCCCCACACAUAGCAUCUCUUGGCUUCCCUUGGAAACUGUACUAUGCAUUGCUUACAUCUACGUGAAUCCUACAGAUAGAGUCGGAGCCGUGUCCGCUGUUUUGCUGACAGUGUGAAUCUUGUGCUACUGGUAAGCGAAGCAGUACACUGCUUGUGAGAUUUGCAAUAAGCAGCCAUUUUUUUUCUGUUUUCUAAAGGGAGAAAACUGUGAACUGUCAUGCAUACUGAAAGGUAUAAAAAGCUAUAGAACACAGUCAGUCAGUGAUAGUCCAAACACACUCGUCAUAGCUUUUGACUCUUCAUUUUCAAUGUCCACAUUCUUACAGCCGUCAACCACAUACAGUUCGUAUAUAUAAUUUCGUAUGUGUAGAAAGAAUAGAUAGUAUACGAAGCUGCACCUAGUAAAUGCGGCAGCUGAACUGUUGGCAAAAUGUCUUUUCUUUAGUAAUGGACAUACUACUGAUGGUCUUGAACAAGAGGCUACUCGCUGUUCUGAGAGAAACUCAUGUUACUUAUCUAUUUAUAAAUAUUCAUAUUUCUGUGUGUUAUCCUGUAAUGUCAUGCUUGAUAUAGACUUUAAUGCAGCAGGUUGUGGAGGGAUAAGAGAUUAUGUUUCAAUGAAAAGACAACAGAGCACUUGAAAUGUCUAUAGAAUGUCACAUUUAUGGGUGCCUUACGUUUGGAGUUGAACUCCCAAGAACCAGAGGCCCACUUUAUGUGUGCUGACGAUUGAGGCAAAUACAGAACUACUUAAAAGUGCAUCAUUGUGACAAUACAAAUCUUUCAAAAUUAUAGUCCUGAACAAAAGGAGGAACUGUAUAUGGUACAUUGAGGCGUCAUGGUGAAGUGGUUGUCUCCCAACCCAGAAGUUGUGGGGUUGAUUCCCAGCCCGUGCGACCGUAUUGAACCCCCAGCUGCUCCUGAUGAAAUUAACUUGGCUCAGCCUGAAGCAUCAAGCAAACAUCACCUUCAAUCCUCCAAUGCUUUUGUAUUACAUUCCUCUAGUGCAUGGUGGCAUCUAUGUGCUGUAUUUGCUUUCGGUCAAAAAUGAAAAAACAUACAUGCAUCAAUAAAUGUCUCAGUAUGGUUCAAAGUA
Molecule: messenger RNA, 5868 nt
Organism: Syngnathus acus (greater pipefish)
Lineage: Eukaryota; Metazoa; Chordata; Actinopteri; Syngnathiformes; Syngnathidae
Product: band 4.1-like protein 1
Exons: 25
Coding region: 18-4097 (1359 amino acids)
Biological process (GO): cortical actin cytoskeleton organization
Cellular component (GO): cytoskeleton; plasma membrane
Molecular function (GO): actin binding; structural molecule activity
Source: RefSeq, a predicted model, not a curated record